Messenger RNA from Trichoderma breve, 3306 nucleotides. RefSeq lists its product as uncharacterized. The record is from RefSeq and is a predicted model, not a curated record. Gene Ontology annotation, cellular component: mating projection tip; cell cortex; spindle pole body. Gene Ontology annotation, biological process: mitotic spindle orientation checkpoint signaling; establishment of spindle localization; nuclear migration along microtubule. The coding region runs from base 1 to 3306 and encodes 1101 amino acids. Lineage: Eukaryota; Fungi; Ascomycota; Sordariomycetes; Hypocreales; Hypocreaceae. The transcript has 2 exons.
AUGACCACCAGCCAUUCUGCUGCCGUGGACGCCAGCGGCAACCCACAGCCGGCUUCGCAGCCAGACCGCGACUCAGAUUCAGCCAACGAAAGCUCCAGACAAUCCGACGUGGGUGUGGACCCGAAGCGCGACUCUGAGCAGCAUACCAACGGCCAUGAUGCAAGCCUUGAGCAUGUAAACUUUGGAAAAACAACUGACGACGUCGCCCAGUCGCCCGCCACCCCUUACGCAACUCCUGCUUGGGCUUCCACUCCCGCCUCAGCUCCAGUUUCUGCUCCGGUUCCUGCUUCGGCUGCGGCCACUCCAACCGCUGCGUCUGUCGCGGCCACUCCCGCAGACGCCAGAGGAAUUGCGAACCUGUCGACACCGCGGACGAGUGGCAGCACGAAUAACAUCAACACCACCCCAAGCUACGGCCAAAACAGCAACAACAACAUUGGCAACAUUUUCAACAACGCCAUUUCUCAAGGUGCUCCCGACUUGACAUUGAGUCCAACUUACGGCAGGCAACGCAGCAGCACCCUUCUGGAACCCGAUCCAUCGCAUGAGCUCCUGGUCGCUGCUUUUCGAAAGACAUCGCCAGGCCUUGCUGCUCGCUUAAAGGCUCUCGGCCUUGGAGCGGCAGCCAAGAGGACCACCGCCAGCUUCCAGCCCGUUGAUAUCGGCCGACUUGACGAAGAACAGCUCCGCCAGCUUGACGAGAAACACCAAGCGAAUUCAGUCCAGCAAAUUAUUUCUCGGCGCGGCCGCCCCUGGAAAGGCACCGGCGCCCCCCCUCCUCAUUAUAGAUCGUCCAGUCUCUCUGACGUCUCCAUGUCUCCCAUCGCCGCUGAUUCCUACCAACUACCGGAGAUUGAAGUGCCGGAAACACUCAACAUGGACUUGGAUACGCAGAAAUAUCGGUUGCCCGACCACAUAAACGGCAAUGGUACCAAGGUCACUUUGGAUACUCGACGCGAACACCUCGAGCGAAUUACGCGUCCGCCAUCUCCCAAGGAGUAUCCGCCUCUACCCUCCUCGCCUCCUGCUGCUCCUCCUUCUCACUCGUCUUCACAUUCUCUUUCCUAUUCUCCCUCAUAUUCCCCGUCCCCACCAACCCCUCCGCCAAAAGAAUCACCAAUUGUGGAGAUGACACCGCCUGAAGUAAUCACCUUUAACCAUUUCGAACCGGAAAUGAGCUCUUAUUUUCAACAGGGUCACAAUCGACCAGGAUCAAUAUAUACGCUGUCCAGGGUGUCGUUUACCAACCAGCUUGCUCAACUAACUCUGCUUGGCAUUCCCGAUGCCGAGGCGCUCUCCAGCAAGGUGUCAGCUAUCCCAACUGCCCCAGUGGCUUCUAAAGCCUUGAUCAACGCUGCUGAGCAGAUCCGGAGCUGGAUAUCAAAGGCCCUUGAGGUUGUCAGCGGGCUGGACAGUGAGGAUGAUGUCGAGUGGGCUGCCGCUGGUGGCCGUGAAGGUCUAGAAGAAGUUGAGAAUGCCAUUAAUCGAUUCGAGCAUCUCAUCAACGCCUAUGUCAAUGCUAUUGAUGAGCUGCAAAACCGACAUGACAUCGCGACUGUCUCAACAGAUGACCUCAGGCGGGCCGUUACUCAGAUGGAGGCCAUAGCUGAGGAAUGGGGCCGAAUAAAGCAAACCCUGCAAAGUGUGCGGAACCAGGUCGAACUUGCCAUGGAGUGGGAGGAGCUGUGGAACAGCGUUUUGGGCGACAUACAGAGCGAGAUGGAAGAACUUACGCGGCUUGUCUUCGAGAUGGAAGAGCGUCGUCACAAGAGCCUUGCCGUCGUUGCGAGCGGCGAUAACGUCGAUAUUGGAGAUCUCGAGACCAUUGUUGAAGACAACCCUAUUUCGGCCGCGCGGUUGGCGCCCUCGAACCGCUUUAGCCUCGCCCUGCCGCUAAGCCCUAACUCGCCAGGAACCUCGACGCUGUCUCAGGAUGACUCCAGUUUGCUUGCUCUUUUCGCCAGGAUGCAGCCCUUGAGGGCUUCCCUAGACUUUUUGCCCAUGCGACUAUCUGUCUUUGAGACGCGGGCGAAACAUGCCUUCCCAACCGCAUGUGAGGAGCUGGAAAUGCGCCACAAUGGCCUAGAUGGAAGCUACAAGAAGCUAGAGAAGGAUGCCGAGUCAUUGCGUAAGGAGCUUGGCGAGGAUAGAUGGGUCAUUGUCUUCCGAGGCGCUGGACGGCAGGCUCAAAAGAUGCACGAAUCCGUCGAGCGGUCUCUGAUGAAGCUGAGGGAGGCCAUCGAUUCUGGUAUGCAUUUGACGAACCAGCCUUCCAUUGCUAAGAAGAUUGAGAGCUAUGAGGCAAAGAAAACACACUACGGUCCCGCCAUCGAACGUGUCCUGGCCAUCAUUGACAAGGGCGUCAAGGAUCGCUUGACAGUCAAUGGCGAGAUCUUGCGUCUCCACAAUGAAAUGCAAACGCGAUGGUCGACGCUGAAGCUCGACGUUGCAGAGAUGGAUUCUGUCCUUGAGGACAUAUACGCGGAAAGAAAGAGCCAGCAGUUGCGAGAUUCCAUCUCCAGCAUGCUCUCCAACGACAGGUCGACCAACGGCAGCGGCAUGGAAACUCCGGGAAGCUCUCCGCCUUCGUCGGUGAUUAUGAACUCACUCGGUCUCGAUCCGCAGACGCCUGCGCGGAAAUAUACCGGUAACCAACUUCGAUCGCCCAAUGCGAGCGGCUCCAGCCUCCGAUCGACCUCAACCAGCCGGAGGGACUCGUCGCUACCGGCCCCUGUCUCAAAAAGCGCCAAGAAGCCUGGGUCCAGCCUUCGGCCUUCGACUACUAUGGCGCACCGACCCCGGUGGAACGCUUCUUCCAACAACCUAGAUGGCGAAGCUCGCAGCCCAUACAGAACGCCUGCACCUCAAAGGUCGACGUCGGCCAUCACGCCUAUAUCGACAUCCAAGCUUCCCACCCCUCGAAGUUCUCUCACACGCGCUGGCUCAGAUUCACCCAUGUCAGAAUCAUUCCCCAGAUCGUAUUCUAGGGCGGGCUCUCGGCUGUCGUUCCGUGAACGCCUCACCUCUCCUGGACCUUAUUCUCAAAGCAGCCUAGCAAAACAACAGCCUCCUCGUCGCUCUAACGCGGGGCCAUCUUCUUCGACCCUGAACCUGGAUAGCCUAAACAAUCGUCCCAGCAGCUCUUUGGCUUCAACCCGCCGGAGCAGUUUGCUGCCAAUGCCGAGGGGCAGGCCAGACUCAGUCCGUGGAUCGAGUCCUCUUCCCAUCUUCAGCCGGUUCAGCUCUCGCAAAUACAGCGACAACUCACCCGAGCCCAAGGAUCUCAAGCCCAGGUGGCGAUUUUAA